AUGGCCAAGGCUGGGGUCGGCUGCACGUCGAACUGGGGACAGACUGUACCGCACUGCUUUGCUUUGCUGCCACUGCUACGGAGUCUGCCACUGCCUCUGUGCUACCCUCGUCCUGGCGACGUGCCUCCUCGCGGUAUACAGUCAAACCCGGGUAUAGGCAAGUUCCGAACAAGCAAUAUCGGGUUGCUAGCAAAGAGCAUGAAACUGGAGUACAUGACGCAUUCGCCCACCCCCAACUUCAUGAGUAUGGGCUCCAUGGGGCCGGGCUCUGCAUACGGCGGCAGUCAGUCCGGCAGUGACUAUGGCUUCGAUACACCGCAGCAUGGCAUGAAUGGUGGCAACGGCUUCGUCAACGGCUAUACUUCUGCACCGCUCAUGCCUGGAGCUAUUCAGCCAUACCACAAUGGCUUUGAUACGAACAUGAUACCUUCGCCACCCAUUCAGCAUGCCGUGAGCAUGGUAGACGCACAAUCGCCUAUCCUCGGUCACCACCACCGGCUUAGCGUCAGCAGCAACGGGCCAUACGGCAUGGUAAGACAGAAUAGCUUCGGCGGCUCAGAUACAACCAGUCCGGGCGGUCAACGAGGUCAGGCUACUUUUGCUGAAAAUCAAUUUGGUAGCGAGAACAAUGACGCUGCCACAUCGCAACCAGCUUCAGCGGAUGCGAGUAAGCAAGAUGACAAUCAAACUGGCGCACCGCCACCCUGGAGUGAGCUCAAGACCAAAGCUGGCAAAGAACGAAAGCGACUUCCAUUGGCGUGCAUUGCAUGCCGGCGCAAGAAAAUACGCUGCUCUGGAGAGAAGCCAGCGUGCAAGCAUUGUUUGAGAUCACGCAUACCAUGCGUGUACAAGGUCACUACAAGAAAAGCCGCGCCGCGCACCGAUUACAUGGCGAUGCUUGACAAGCGUCUUAAGCGAAUGGAAGAACGAGUCAUCAAAUGCAUACCUAAGGAGGAGCAAGCUAUUGUCAACAACACUGGGCGAGCUGUUGUGAAGCCUCCAUUGCCACCGCCGCCUCCAAAGUCUGCUGGUGGCUCCAAGAAGAGAGGAGCCGAGCAGGCGUUUGGCGACGAGCUUGAGGAUUGGGCUGAGAGCAAAGCGACAAGACCUGUCAGCCGCGCAGAACCUGCUGAAGAUAAGAGCCUGGAUGCUAAUGGCGAGAAGCCGGCAAAUCAAGAAGAGCACAACCUCCUCCGCGAGGGAGCAGACAAGUUGCCAUCCAAAGAGCUGCAAGAGCAUCUUGCGGAAGUCUUCUUUGACUACGUCUACGGCCAAAGCUAUCAUCUCCUUCACAAACCAAGUUUCAUGCGCAAACUGGCCCAAGGCACAGUACCGCCGGUCCUCAUUCUUGCCGUAUGCGCCAUAUCCGCACGAUUCUCUAACCACCCUCAUGUCCGCACGGAGCCUGCCUUUCUUCGAGGAGAGAACUGGGCCAGCGCAGCACGAGAGAUUGCGCUACGAAGAUACGAUACUCCGAAUAUAACGAUUCUCAUAUGUUAUCUCAUCCUCGGACUUCACGAGUUUGGCACCUGCCAAGGUGGUCGGAGCUGGAUGUUCGGCGGUAUGGCGCAACGCAUGGCAUACGCACUUCAACUCCACAAGGAUCUCGACCAUGACCCAAAGGAUAGGACACCUGGAGGACGAAACAGUCUCACCUUUACGGAUCGCGAAAUACGACGAAGAACGAUGUGGUCAUGCUUCCUGAUGGACCGAUUCAACUCGAGUGGUACAGAUAGGCCCGUCUUCGUCGGCGAACAAUACAUUCGUGCUCAACUCCCCAUCCGAGAGAAUUACUAUCAGAUGGAGAUCAAUGGUCCCACCGAAGACUUGGACGGCAACGUCCCGAAUCCAUUGGAACCAGGGCUAGGCCAGAUGGCCAAUGCUCAAGAUAACAUGGGCGUGGCGGCCUAUCUGGUCCGGCUGGUCUCCAUCUGGGGUAGACUUAACAUAUACCUCAACCUCGGCGGGAAAGAACGUGACAACCAUCCUAUGUGGGAUGAGGAUUCCAGGUUUCGACAGAUCCAAACGGCUGUCAAAGAAUGGAAGGCCACGCUGCCAGCUUCGCUGCAGUACAACCAGGAGAAUCUUCAGAACCAUGCCUCUGAGAAGAUUGCAAACCAGUUCAUCUUCCUGCACAUUGUACACAACCAGACGCUGCUAUUCAUGAACAAAUUCGCACUGCCUUCGCCUGGAUCACGCUCCACAUUCCCAAAGGAGAUGCCAGAAGACUUCAUCGCGGAGGCUGCGCAGACGGCCAUGGAUGCUGCAAACCAGAUCUCUGAACUCAUUCGAGAAGCAACAGAUCAUCUGGUGGUGGCGCCAUUUGCCGGCUACUGCGCCUUCUUCAGCAGUACUGUCCACAUUCACGGCGCCUUCUCCAAGAAUCCACAGCUGGAGGCGUCGAGCAAGCAGAAUUUGGCGUGGAAUGUGAAGUAUCUCACGAAGAUGAAGAAAUAUUGGGGCAUGUUUCACUUUGUUACGGAAAAUCUUAAGGAGCUGUAUCGACGACAGGCCGAUGCUGCUCGAUGCGGCCUCAAAGGCUCCAGCUUGGGCAAGGACGGCGAGCAAGCUAUAUUCCAGUACGGCGACUGGUUCGACCGCUAUCCGCAUGGCGUCAGCGGCACCGACUAUGACGAGCCUAACAGCGAUGUCAAGAGGGAAAUCGGAGCCGAUGCUGUGCUUGGUCAGAAGAGUGAUCUCCAGACUGUGGAGGAAUUCUUUUCGAAAUUGAGUCCGCCUAGCAGAGCAGCACACCUGCAACAAGCUCAGAAUUUGAGGAAGAUGGCGAAGAAGCGCAAAUCAACAUCAGAAGGAAGCAAAUUGACACAGCCCCCCACCAGCCAACCACAACAAGACGACACAGCCAGGCCAAAUGGUCUCCACCCAUUACAUACUCAAGUCACCCACGAUCUCGACGCAAACAUCAAUGCUGGUUUCGCACAGCAUUCCAUCGCCUUCCCGCCAGGCUUCCAACCACCUCACAAUCCUCUCAUCAGCACCCCACCACAACAAUACCUGCCUCAACUCGACCGGCAAAUGGUUCUCAACUCGUAUAGCGGGAGCAGCAACCAAAGCAGCCUGAACAGCAUGCUCGACGGCGCCGGCAACGUCAACUUUGAAAACUUCGAUAUGCACGCCUGCGCCAAUCAGCAAGGCGCGCAGCAGCACAGUGGCUUCUGGGGAGAUCCAUCAACAGCUUGGUUCAUGCCAUUCAACAUGGAACCACCUACAGUGGGAGAGGACAAUAACCUUUUCAACGGCACAAGCACUCUCGAUUGGUCGAAUAGUUUCACGGGCUUCGCAGACAUGGCUGGGAUCGGAGCAGCAGGUUUGACGCCCUCGGCGAUCGAUACGGGACCGGAAGGGAACAUGGGUGAUCAUGGAGGAUUGAUGGACGGAUUGGGUAUGAAAUGAUAGAUGGGACGCGAUGCGCAUCGAUGCGCGCUAUGCGAUAUGAUUCCCGACAUUUUUUGGGACCCGGGGUUUUCUCAGAAUAUGUACUCGUACCAAAUGCGUCUCUGAUAGCAGCAGCAGCUUGUACAUAGUGCCUCUACAGCGGAUAUCUGUUGGGAAUUUGCAAAGUUGUCCGAGAUAGCAUCGCUGAGGCUCGUUUUUGGCCGCUACGUAGCUUUCUGUACGAAAGAUCCGUUUUUGGCCCUUUAUGCCACACCAUGGUCCAUGGGUGUUGUGAUGGUGAAUUUGAAGCAAAGAUGGAACGCCGACCACGCCGCACUGCUAGGAGAGUAUUAUUACUUCGAACACACAGCAGCACCGCCAGGAGAGUAUUACUAUUUCAAAUACACAGCAGCGAUGUACCGUUGUGGUUGGCCUGUCUGUGGUCAAGAGCUACGGAGGACAGCCUUUCGAUAUAGUGGCGUGAGUGCUGCUUUGUGGUCUCGGUGCUCUCCGUCCGUAUGCUUGACAUACUUUGUCCCUUGCAGAUGGAAGGUGAUGUAGUAGAGAAGUGCGCGGAGUAGCUCCGGUUGUAAGUUUGGAUGUCGCAAAAGUCUCCAUCUCAGUUCUGUCUGGGCUUGACCAGACCAUCGUGAACGAUGUAGUAGACGACGGUACUGUCAUCGUCCAGGGUGGCAAGGAGAAGUCUCUUGGGCAGGGAUGUGCGCCAUUUACUAGGUUCGAGAUGGUCGGGUACAUGCGCAAAGUCGUAGUUCAACUCAUCAGAGUCACCGGCUGGGGUAGGGGUCGACGGGGGCGGCGGCGGCGGCGGCGGCACGACCGUGAGAGAGUUGAAAGUCUCGCCAAAUCUCCGCAGACUCCAUUUCUCGCGCAGAUGGCUGGGUAGCACCCACUCGCGCUCCCUGCUGAGCUCGGGCAUGCCAGUGCCACUCUUGCCCUCGUCUUUUUGCUGCUGGAGCAGCUCAAUCUGCUCGUCCGGAUGCACGUACAAGCGCUGUGGAGGCACUCCGGAUAUCAUGGGGCGUGGGAGAGGCCGGGCGGCGAGCGCUGAGUGGGUGUGAAGGCACACGUCGGUCCACAGGUGUUGGUAUCGCAAGUUGUGUGCGAUCUGGAUGGCGAGAUGGUGGAGUUCAGUCGCGUGAGGUGACUGUGCCGUCGGCGCGUGCGCGUGCGCGUGCGUGUCGAGAUAGGCUUGAAUGGCCGAUGCGGGAGCAAGUUGCUGCCCCAGAUCUCGCGCUCCCAUGCUGGCUUUGUGUGCUGUUGCUAUGUUCGAACUUCGAAGUAGUUGGCAUGUAUCAUACACUGUAAGAACUGGUCUGUUUCACAAGUCUGCUUCUUCCGAGCCGAGCGCCCGAAAUUGUUCCAGCCAGGAUACUGUAGGAUGAUGGAGGCCGCACUCCUUCUGCUGUAACAGUUUGCAUGUGGUGGAUGCGGCAUCGUAC
This is a messenger RNA of Pseudocercospora fijiensis CIRAD86, 4856 nucleotides long. RefSeq lists its product as uncharacterized. Gene Ontology annotation, biological process: DNA-templated transcription; regulation of DNA-templated transcription. Gene Ontology annotation, molecular function: zinc ion binding; DNA-binding transcription factor activity, RNA polymerase II-specific; DNA binding. Gene Ontology annotation, cellular component: nucleus. Lineage: Eukaryota; Fungi; Ascomycota; Dothideomycetes; Mycosphaerellales; Mycosphaerellaceae. The record is from RefSeq and is a predicted model, not a curated record. The transcript has 2 exons. The coding region runs from base 1 to 3414 and encodes 1137 amino acids.